AUGUUAAGAUCAACUUUAAGCAGUUGGAGAGAAUACCUAACUCCUAUAUCUAACAAAUCUACUUUUUUAUCCACAGGGCAAAUAACACCAGAUGAAUUUGUUCAGGCAGGAGACUAUUUGGUGCAUAUGUUUCCUACGUGGUCUUGGAAUGGUUCAAUGGCGAUUAAUGACUUAUCGAUAAGAGACUUUCUCCCCGAAGACAAACAAUUUUUAGUUAGUAGGAAAGUUCCUUCAACAGUUAGGGCUCAAGAUUUAUUUAAUAUAGAUUAUAAUGAUGAACUAGAUGAUGGUGAUGAGCAUGAGGUAGAAAUUAAACAAAUGGAGACGGAUAUCACUAAAUCCAAGGACGAAGAAAUGGUGUCUUCUUCUGUAGAUUCAACUAUUAAACAAGUUGAUGAUAUUGAUGACAUGUUAAAGAAUAUGGAACUUGAUGAAGCUGAAGAUGGAGAUGAUGAAAUUAUUAUAAAAACUGAAGAUAACUCCGAAGAUCAAAAAAGAUACUAUGAUCUUUACAUUACUUAUUCGACAUCAUAUAGGGUUCCUAAAAUGUACAUAGUAGGGUUUAACGCUCAAGGCACACCAUUGACUCCCGAUGAAAUGUUUGAAGAUAUCGCAUUAGACUAUAGACAUAAAACUGCUACAAUUGAAAAAUUACCUUUCUUUAAAGAUACAGUCUUAUCUGUAUCAAUUCACCCUUGUAAACAUGCAAACGUUAUGAAGAUACUAUUAGAGAAGAUAAGGAAAGUCAAUGAGAGAAAGAGAUUAGAAAAUAAAAACGAUAAUAUAGAGACCAAGCCAAAUCAAGAUGAGGAUGACUGGGAAGAUCUACAAGAUGAUAUUAAUGAUACUCUAAGAGUGGAUCAAUAUCUAAUUGUAUUUCUGAAAUUCAUUACCAGCGUUACACCAAGUAUACAACAUGAUUAUACUAUGGACGGUUGGUAG
This is a messenger RNA of Maudiozyma saulgeensis, 942 nucleotides long. Lineage: Eukaryota; Fungi; Ascomycota; Saccharomycetes; Saccharomycetales; Saccharomycetaceae. The record is from the annotation of a GenBank genome assembly.